This is a messenger RNA of Physella acuta, 1035 nucleotides long. Its product is annotated as octapeptide-repeat protein T2-like. Lineage: Eukaryota; Metazoa; Mollusca; Gastropoda; Physidae. The record is from RefSeq and is a predicted model, not a curated record.
AUGGAGUGCGCAGGACGGGGGUCUCGCUGUGUUGCACCGGAAGUGAGCUCAGUAAACAAACAAACGCACGUGGAAACCCGCGGCGUGGAGCCUCCGUACACGCACAAGCCGACAGAAAGACAGGCCGACAGAAAGACAGGCCGACAGAAAGACAGGCCGACAGAAAGACAGGCCGACAGAAAGACAGGCCGACAGAAAGACAGGCCGACAGAAAGAGAAGCCGGCAGAAAGACAGGCCGACAGAAAGACAGGCCGACAGAAAAAGAAGCCGACAGAAAGAGAAGCCGACAGAAAGACAGGCCGACAGAAAGACAGGCCGACAGAAAGACAGGCCGACAGAAAGACAGGCCGACAGAAAGACAGGCCGACAGAAAGACAGGUAGACAGAAAGACAGGCCGACAGAAAGACAGGCCGACAGAAAGACAGACAGAAAGACAGGCCGACAGAAAGAGAAGCCGACAGAAAGACAAGCCGACAGAAAGACAGGCCGACAGAAAGACAAGCCGACAGAAAGACAGGCCGACAGAAAGACAGGCCGACAGAAAGACAAGCCGACAGAAAGACAGGCCGACAGAAAGACAGGCCGACAGAAAGACAGGCCGACAGAAAGACAAGCCGACAGAAAGACAGGCCGACAGAAAGAGAAGCCGGCAGAAAGACAGGCCGACACAAAGACAGGCCGACACAGGCAGACAGAAAGACAAGCCGACAGAAAGACAGGCCGACAAAAAGACAGGCCGACAGAAAGACAGGCCGACAGAAAGACAAGCCGACAGAAAGACAAGCCGACAGAAAGACAGGCCGACAGAAAGACAGGCAGACAGAAAGACAGGCCGACAGAAAGACAGGCCGACAGAAAGACAGAAAGACAGGCCGACAGAAAAACAGGCCGACAGAAAAACAGGCCGACAGAAAGACAAUCCGACAGAAAGAUAGGCAGACAGAAAGACAGGCCGACAGAAAAACAGGCCGACAGAAAGACAAUCCGACAGAAAGACAGGCCGACAGAAAGACAAGCCGACGCAGACAGAUAG